This is a messenger RNA of Aureobasidium melanogenum CBS 110374, 1347 nucleotides long. RefSeq lists its product as uncharacterized. The transcript is spliced from 2 exons. Gene Ontology annotation, biological process: proteolysis. The record is from RefSeq and is a predicted model, not a curated record. The coding region runs from base 1 to 1347 and encodes 448 amino acids. Gene Ontology annotation, molecular function: metallodipeptidase activity. NCBI's taxonomy places the organism in Eukaryota, Fungi, Ascomycota, Dothideomycetes, Dothideales, Saccotheciaceae.
AUGGAGAAGGAGCCUUUGCUUGGUGGCGGUUUGCCUCGUGAGGCUGCGGCACCCAAGUCACGCCGCUGGCUUGCUGCUAUACGCGUGCUUGCAAUUGGCUUUGCUGCCUCAUUUGCUGCAUGCUAUGCUUACACUGGCUAUUGGCCUCUUGACUAUCUUGUGUACUCGCCAGCCGAGAGAGUUCUCAUUCGCAAUCCAUUGAUCGAUGGUCACAACGACCUCUUGAUCAGGAUGAGGGUUGAGUAUGGGAACCACAUCUACUCUCCUGAGUUCACCGACAAGAUGGAAAGUGGUGGUUUGCCGGGUGAAGUUGACAUUCCUCGCAUGAACAAAGGCAAACUCGGCGGUGCAUUCUGGAGCGCUUUUGUGCCUUGCCCGGCCAAUGGAUCCGAUUUCUCUGACGCUGCCUAUGCUCCCUAUGUCAAGACAACACUCGAGCAGAUUGACCUCUUCAACCGCCUCACGGAGAUGUAUCCACGCUAUUUUACUCUUGCUAGCGACUCUGCCGCAGCUCUGCGUGCCUUUGCUUCGCACCAACUGAUCUCCCCCAUGGGUAUCGAAGGUCUGCACCAGAUCGGAAAUUCCAUCUCGACUCUUCGUCUUUACCACAAACUCGGAGUCCGCUACGCAACUCUGACUUGGAACUGCCACAACAAGUAUGCCGAUGCUGCUCUCAUCACCAACUCUGACGGCCAGAUCGUUGUUGCACCUCCACUAUGGGGCGGCGUCUCGGCUGCGGGCAAGAAGUUGAUCCAGGAAAUGAACAGAUUGGGCAUGCUGGUCGACCUCAGCCAUGUGAGCCAAAACACCAUGGCACAUGUCUUGGGUCUAGGUGAAGAUGGCUGGCAAGGCAGCAUGGCUCCGCCAAUCUUCAGUCAUUCCAGCGCAUACUCGAUCUGCCCUCAUCCUCGCAACGUCCCUGAUCACCUACUGCCGCACGUCAAAGCUGCGCGUGGUAUCGUGAUGGUAAACGCGAACCCGGAUUUCAUCAGCUGUCGUGCUUCAAACAGCUCCUCUGGCUUACCUGAGUUUGUACCCGAAACCUCGACUCUGCAGCAGGUGGUGAAGCAUAUCAAACACAUUGGAGAUAUGAUUGGUUAUGAUCAUGUGGGCAUCGGCACCGAUUUCGAUGGCAUCGAAAGCACACCAAAGGGCUUCGAGGAUGUGUCCAAGUUCCCUGAUCUCGUAGCUGAAAUGCUGAAGCAAGGUAUCAGCGAGUGGGAUGCUGGCAAAGUUGUUGGCAGGAAUAUCUUGAGAGUCUGGGCCGAUGCUGAUGCCAUCGCUACUUGGAUGCAGAGAAAGGGAGUGUUGCCUCUUGAAGAUGAGGUCAAGCAUCCUUGGGAAUGA